AUGGCGAACCACCGGCAAACGGCCUGGAUGCUGCUGCUGGUAGCGAUCCUGGCCGGGACCACCGCGUCCGUAAAUGGGUUAAGUUCAACAGGUGAAAGAGAGAGCCGGAAACUUUUCGGUGGCUACCGAAUUACGCCAAAGUUCUGCAAUGCUACGAGGUCACUGCUGAAACGUGAGCCAGAACGGCGUGGCCCAACGAUCUGCAUGUUCAAUCACGAGUGCUUUCAGCGACAGGGUGAGGUCGUGGGCGCUUGCAUGGACGGGUUCCUGUUCGGGACGUGCUGUGAGCUGCCACUGACGAAGGACACGCUAGCAACCGAUCCGCUGAUGGAGCAAAUCAACACAACCGAACAGGCGGGCCAGUCUUCGCUCAGUUCGGCCAUCGCGAGUCAGUACGAGAAGUUUGGCAGUCAGAUUGGCGGUGGUGGGUAUGGCGCGGAAGCCCUGGACGCGGACGCCCCGCUUAAGCAGGACUCGCUCGAGACAGACACAAGUGGGGGCUACGUGGUGAGCAGCGAGAAGAUCAAACCACCGUACACAAAGAUCCAGAACAACAACUACAUCGUGAAUGACGAUCUGGAUGAGGAUAUUGUGCUGAAUAGCAUCAGCGCGAACAAGUACGACGUGGCGAGUGAUGCCGUGUCGGUGUAUUCACCCUCCACGAACAAGGUGAAGACGGAAAGUGACGAGGUGGGUUCGUCCUCACUAGGCUACCCAUCAUCAACGACGGAAUCCUCCGAAAGUCUGUACGUGAAAGUGGACAAGGAUGGUGUAUACAGCGCAGAGAUCCCAUCGCUACUGAGCGCUUACGGUGACGCUGGCUCAGGUGAAUCUGGCACAGGGUCUGCGCCCGGUUCAGCUUCUGCUGGUUCCACGGAGACAAGCACCGACAUCACGGCUACCGGUGUACAGCAAAUCGCGAACCAGAUCUUCCAGGAGAACAGUCAGUUCUUCGAUCACAGUGACAUCACGCACCCAGCCAUUGAGACGGAUUUGUUGAACGAGCACGGUUCGCUCGACCAGAGCUACGCCAAUCCGAACGACUUCUCGGGUGUUCCGCAAGCAUCCCCGGUAGCACCGGCUUCUGGAACGUCCCUACCGACGGCCAAACCCGUCAAGGUGACCUACGCAAAGCCUCAGUUCAAACCACGCCCGAAACCAACUCCGGCCGCGACGAAUGAUGGCGCUCAGUACGUACUUGUGCAGACGAUCACGAACGAUACGAAGAACAACAACACCCAGUCAAAACCGACUGUUUCGAUGAACAACAUCCCUUCGAUCGAGUCCAUCAUCCUGAUGCUGAACGACUCGAGUGUGGGUCCACAGUACGAAACGGACGGUGCAAACGCCACAAAGGCACCUCAAUUCGAAGCGGUCACCGUGGCGUCUACCUAUGGCACAUCUGCGAUCGACUACGAUCGAUACGGACCUACCAGCUUCUACAUCACGAAGCCCCAGAAAACGAACCCACCGGGUGAUGUGACACACACCACGAGUAACGUACCUUCGACGAGCUACGUCUACAGCCCGAAACCCACAAAAAGGCCCACGUUAGCACCAGUCGUCGUGCAAGCGACUCUUCUCACAAACAGCGCCAUCAGCUACGGUGGAGGAGCUUCCGGUGAUGCACAACCAUCGUCCACACACCGACCUCCACCGACGAAGAUCAUCGUGACAGCUAGCAGCAGUACGUCUAAGAGACCGAUCCUCAUCACGACGGACACACUGGCCAAUGGAGGCUACUACACUGGCCCAACUCGUCCCGGUUCGACCGUGGCCGUUUCAUCCGUACAGCCGACGAAAAAGAUCACGACGAUCGCGACCAAACGACCGGGUGGAACGACGAUCAAGCUGCCGGAGUACAUCGUGCAGUCAUCGACACUCUCCCACCAGAAUCCAUCCACCCUGGCUAACGUCAACUACGUGCAGAUCGCGAGUGCCUCCGAUAGCCCAUCACCUACGGUACACAUCACGCCAAAGCCCGUCGUUGGGUUAGUUACGUCCUCCACGUGGAACGGUCCCAACAGCAACAAGCUAAGCUCUGUGCCUGCUCCAAGCAGCUCACGACCGGGUUUCUACGAAAACACACCUCCAGUGUACCUGUCCUCGAUGGCUGACUUUGCGGAUGAGGGAUAUUUCGGGUCAACGAGUCGUCCGGCGUUGGAUCAAACCGUCUCCUCAACCGCGAUCUACACGAUCGUGGACGGUGGCAACAAGAUCGGUGCCAACUAUGGUGGUAGUUCGUCUACGUACGCGGCUCCAUAUGGACCGACAGCAUCGUAUGGUUCGACGGCUUCCUAUCCGUUGUUGAACCGCGUGCCAGCGAACCAAGGACCAAGCUUGCAGACGUACGGACCUCCAGCGGUUGUGGAGACGUCGACGCUGAAAAACGAGCUGUACACCACGCCAGAUGACAUCAACAACUUCCCACCGGUUCGCAACCCGAAUCUAAAUCUCACGGACGCGACUGGUACUACCAAUGUGACAAAGCUCACUGGUGGCCAUUACGGUGCACCAGCCAGCGAGGAAGAUAAAGUGAACAUGCUCGUGAACAAGAUCGUGCAGACGUUCAACGGUAACUUCGAGGAGCUGGAGCAGAUCCUGAAGGAGCGUAAGAACCUCACUUCGACGACUGCAUCCAUGACGGUGUCUAGCGCCAGCGAUCAGGGAAGUUCAGGACCAACCUCCAGCACGACGCCAAAGCCCAAGAAGAAGAAGAAGCGCCCGAGUGGCAAUCGCAAGCCAACGAAUGGCACCAGCACUACGAAGAAGCCCUCGAGUACGACCAAACCGACUCCACUGGCCGAUGAAGGACUGGCGAGUAAUGCCACCUCAGUGAAACCUUCGUCACGCCCAUCCAAGAAACCCACGAAGGUGCGUCGUCCUAGCAACUCCACUAAACCAGCCUCCAAACCAACGCCUGCUAGCGUGACGAACCUAAGCAAACCGACCGCAAGCGAUACGCCCGUAAAACCGGCUAAACCAUCGACGAAACCAAAACCAUCGACGGCCGCAGCAAGCAGCGUCUCCUCGAAGCCCACGAAACCACCGGCCGCAAAACCACCGGCCACCAGCACCACGAAGAAGCCGGUACGUACCUCCACGACGAAGAAACCGACACGUAAACCCAGCCCGCGACCUACGCUGGCCGAUGCCGACCUAACAACGACCCAGCUGACGACGACACGCCGACCCACCAAGGUCACGAAGCGCCCCACCAAACGCCCUGCCUCGACGACGACCACCACGACCGCCGCACCCGAGGACGAGACGAUCGACGAGGAGGAGAACGCCGUCGACGGUGAGGAGGAGGAUGAGGACGAGGACGAGGACGUUGGUGAGGAGACGAACGAGACGGCGGGGCAGCAGCCGGCUGGAGCGCGAAAAAUCCUUUGUGGCCAGCGGCCGUUGAUGAAGAGCGGACGCGUAGUGGGCGGUAAGGCGUCCAAGUUCGGCGAGUGGCCCUGGCAGGUCCUGGUCCGCGAGUCCACCUGGCUUGGGCUAUUUACGAAGAACAAGUGCGGUGGAGUGUUGAUCACGAACGAGUACGUCAUCACAGCCGCGCACUGUCAACCCGGCUUCCUCGCUUCGCUUGUGGCCGUGUUCGGAGAGUUCGACAUCUCGAGCGACCUGGAGACGAAGCGGUCCGUCACGAAGAACGUGAAACGUGUCAUCGUUCACCGGCAGUACGAUGCGGCUACCUUCGAGAACGACCUGGCCAUCCUGGAGCUGGAGAACCCCAUCCAUUACGACGUCCACAUAGUGCCAAUCUGUAUGCCGGGCGAUGAAGCCGACUUUACCGGGCGCAUGGCAACCGUGACGGGAUGGGGACGACUGACGUACGGCGGCGGUGUCCCCUCGGUUCUGCAGGAAGUUCAGGUGCCGGUCAUCGAGAACAGCGUCUGCCAGGAGAUGUUCCACAUGGCCGGACACAACAAGAAGAUCCUGCCGUCGUUCGUUUGCGCUGGCUACGCCAACGGCAAGCGAGACUCCUGCGAGGGUGACAGCGGUGGCCCGCUGGUACUGCAGCGUCCCGACGGCCGGUACGAGCUGGUCGGUACCGUGUCCCAUGGCAUCCGGUGUGCCGCACCCUACCUGCCCGGUGUCUACAUGCGCACGACCUUCUACAAACCCUGGCUGCGGAGCGUUACUGGCGUGAAAUAA
Molecule: messenger RNA, 4164 nt
Organism: Anopheles nili
Lineage: Eukaryota; Metazoa; Arthropoda; Insecta; Diptera; Culicidae
Gene: flz
Product: serine protease filzig
Exons: 8
Coding region: 1-4164 (1387 amino acids)
Biological process (GO): proteolysis
Molecular function (GO): serine-type endopeptidase activity
Source: RefSeq, a predicted model, not a curated record